GCCAGUGGCAAGACUUGGGAGCUUAGGAUCCUGACUCCAGUCCUGGUCUGGGGCAAGUUAUCUGAGUGUCCCUAGGCACACCCUUUCCUUCUCUGGAAUGUUUUCCUGUCUGUGAAGCAAUGACUUGGACAAUGCUUCAACCUCGAUGUCAUGGGUUGCUUCCCCACCGCUCUGUCCGGCCCCUCUCUCCCCUCUCUCCAGAAGGAGCACUUCAUCUAGAUACUGACAGCCGGGUGCUAUUUACAGCUGACCUGACGGUCUCUUGCUCCUCCCACACUGGGCUUCUCUUGGCUGGGGCCCAGUGCUGCUUGCACAGUUUGACUUUAGCGUGGCUCAAGUCUUGCUUCUUUGGCUCUGUCUCCUAGAAAGCAGCCAUGCCCAGGGGAGGACACUCGCCUCACUGCAGGAGACACGAUCUGAAGUGCUUCCCCUCUGCUCCUACCUGCCAGAUCUGGAAAGCUCAGACCUUCCCAGCCCGGAGGACCCCUGGGUCAUCACCACUGCUGUGCCGUGACAUGGCUCUGCAAAAUGCACUGUACACUGGGGACCUGGCAAGGCUGCAGGACCUGUUUCCCCCUCACAGCACGGCUGACUUGCUGCUGGAGAGCCGGUCAGCUGAGCCUCGCUGGAGCAGCCACGAGAGGGGACUCUGGUCUCUGACAUUUGAAGAGGAACUGACCACUCCACUGCACGUGGCAGCCAGCCGUGGCCACACUGAAGUUCUUCAGUUGCUGCUAAGGCGCCGAGCAAAGCCAGACAGUGCCCCCGGGGGCCGCACUGCCCUGCAUGAGGCCUGUGCUGCGGGUCACGCCGCCUGUGUGCACGUGCUGUUGGUGGCUGGAGCAGACCCCAACACUCCUGACCAAGAUGGCAAACGCCCUCUGCAUCUCUGCCGGGGGCCUGGUAUCCUUGAGUGUGUAGAGUUGCUCCUGAAGUUUGGGGCACAAGUGGACGGUCGGUCUGAAGAUGAAGAGGAGACCCCUUUGCACGUAGCUGCCCGGCUUGGCCACGUGGAACUAGCAGAUCUGCUCCUGAGAUGGGGUGCAUGUCCUCAUGUUCGAAAUUCUGAAGGUUGGACACCACUGCUGACUGCCUGUGACGCCCGCUGCCAAUCCCCAGUGGAUGCCGAGGCCACCGCCAACCGCUGUUUUCAACUGUGCAGCUUGCUGCUGUCGGUGGGGGCAGAUGCUGAUGCUGCCAACCAGGACAAGCAGAGGCCCCUGCACCUGGCCUGCCGCCAUGGCCACUCAGCCGUUGUACAACUGCUCCUUUCCUGUGGCGUCAGUGCUAAUGCCAUGGACUAUGGGGGACACACGCCUCUGCACUGUGCUCUGCUCGGUCCAACUACAGCACUGGCCCACAGCCCUGAACACAUCGUGCGGGAUCUACUCAAUUAUGGUGCAGUCAGAGUGUGGCCAGGGGCACUCCCCAAGGUGCUGGAUCGCUGGUGCAUGUCGCCACGCACCAUCGAGGUCCUGAUGAACACAUACCGUGUAGUUCAGCUUCCUGAGGAGGCCAAGGGCUUGGUGCCACCUGAGAUCCUACAGAAGCACUGUGGAUUCUACUCUUCCCUCUUCGCUUUGGUGAAGCAACCCAGGUCGCUGCAGCACCUCUGCCGCUGGGCGCUCCGCACUCACCUGGAGGGCCGCCUGCCCCACGCCCUUCCACGGCUACCCCUGCCACCGCGCAUGCUCCGCUACCUGCAGCUGGACUUUGAAGAUCUGCUCUACUAGAUGUGCACUACCCUGCGAACAAAGCAGACUUCCCAAGGGGCAUCUCUCAGAGAUAAAUGACUCCAGGCGGGUUAUUCCCAGCCAAGGCCCACCUUCAAGUCAGUAAUGGAUGUCUUGAUGCACACUUGAGGGAAGAGGCCCGAGCAGCAUCCAGCUGGUAGUGGUGCAGAGAAGGCCCCUGUGCAAAACUGUGUGUGCAUUGGAAAUCUCUAGGCUGAAGCCCAGAGCGAUGGUGCAGGUGUUAUCUUAGUCCUUGAGAGGUAAAAGCAGGAGGGUGGAUUGUGCUA
Rattus norvegicus (Norway rat) is the source of this 2020-nucleotide messenger RNA. It is a transcript of the gene Asb10, whose product is annotated as ankyrin repeat and SOCS box-containing 10. The record is from RefSeq and is a predicted model, not a curated record. Lineage: Eukaryota; Metazoa; Chordata; Mammalia; Rodentia; Muridae. Gene Ontology annotation, cellular component: cytosol; cytoplasm; nucleus. Gene Ontology annotation, biological process: protein ubiquitination; intracellular signal transduction.